CAUAAAAUUACAGCGGAUAACAACCGAGUGCGAAAGAAAACACAAUUUCCUAAUCAAAAAUUAUCAUCAGCUGGGUAUAUAUGUGCUGUAUAUCAUCGUUCUUAUGUAUCACUUGUUCAAUUAUAUAAAACGAGACUAUUGCACGUAUUUCCAAUUCAAAUCGCUAGAAGAAAGCAAGGAGGCAAGUGAUCUAGUCCGACACAAGUGAUUGGUUGAAAAAAAUCUUUGUGCUUUUAAGUAUGAAAAAAGUUUACAAUUUUCUGUGAAUAAGUCGUUUUCGUUUAUAUACCUUUGUACGGUUGUAAUUGGUCGUAUUGGUUGUAUUUUUUUUGUUUUUCUUUUUGUUGACUAAAUUUGACCAAAUUAGUAAUGGCAUCAAACAACGUUUACGCUGGUGAAUCAAUGAACAAAACUGACACAAUUAAGCUUAGAAACAGGCACAUUGGAAAGUCGUGCCAGUUGUUCUACCGUUCCGAUCCACUUAAAAUCAUUCGUGGUGAGGGACAGUAUAUGUUUGAUGAAGAAGGAACUCGAUACUUAGAUUGCAUAAACAAUGUGGCCCAUGUCGGUCAUUGCCAUCCAAAAGUUGUCGAAGCGGCCCGUGCUCAAAUCGGACUUAUAUCGACUAACAAUCGGUUUUUGCACGAUGAACUGGUCAAGUGCGCCCAGAAGCUAACCAGUAAAAUGCCUGGUGAUCUAUCGGUUUGUUUUUUCGUCAAUUCGGGGUCGGAAGCAAAUGAUUUGGCACUUCGACUAGCCAGAUAUUACACGAACAGCAAGGAUGUUAUCACAUUGGAUCAUGCUUAUCACGGUCAUCUCACAUCUGUUAUGGAAAUAUCUCCAUACAAGUUUAAUAAACCUGGAGGGGAUCCGAAACCAGAUUUCGUGCAUGUGGCAUCCUGUCCGGAUACAUAUCGUGGUCGGUAUAAUGACAAAACUCACCCUAAUCAAGAUCUGUGCGCUUUGUACACAAACGAAGUUGAUGAAAUAAUAAAAAAUAUUCAGUCGAAUGGGAAAGGUGUAGCGGCUUUUAUCGCCGAAAGUCUACAGAGCUGUGGUGGCCAGGUGAUUCCUCCAGCUGGAUACUUUGAACGCAUUUACAGAUUAGUUCGCGAUGCGGGUGGUGUUACAAUAGCCGAUGAAGUUCAGGUCGGUUUCGGACGGGUUGGAUCACAUUAUUUUGCGUUCGAGACUCAACAUGUCAUUCCGGACAUAGUUACUGUAGCCAAGCCAAUGGGUAAUGGUCACCCUGUAGGGGCAGUAGUAACAACGCCAAAAAUUGCGGAACGAUUCGCCACCAGUGGCAUUGCUUAUUUCAAUACAUACGGUGGUAAUCCCGUGUCUUGUGCCAUAGCCAAUGCCGUCAUAAAUGUGAUUGAUGAUGAGAAAUUACAGGAAAAUGCUCUACAUGUCGGACAGUUUCUGUUGGAAAAGAGUCUGUUGCUGAAACAUGACUUUGAAAUGGUUGGUGAUGUUCGCGGAACGGGACUCUUUAUUGGUAUUGAAUUGGUAAAAAGUAAAGAAUGCCGAAAACCAGCUACAGCCGAAGCUAACGCAAUCGUUGAUCGAAUGAAAAAUGUGCAUCACAUUUUGAUCAGUUCAGAUGGUCCCGAUGAUAAUGUGUUGAAACUAAAACCUCCGAUGGUCUUCAACAAAGAUAAUGCCAAAGAAUUUUUGAUGGCGGUGCGCGAGUGUCUGGGUCAAUAUCAAUCUAACACUGAGAAGAAACCCGUGAUAACCGCGCAAACCAAUGGUAUAUGCAAUUUACCAUCCAAUAAUAAAUUUGCUGAGAAAAAGGAAAUUUUAGUGAAGUGAUUCAUUGGAGAAGACAGUACAAAAAUAAAAACAGAAAAAUUUUUACGUUAAGAAUUAGACUAAGUGCAUUUUCAUGGUAAAUAGUUCGUUCUAGAAUUCUAUUUUGAAAUAAAAGAAAUAAUCCCAAGUUGGUUAGAG
Molecule: messenger RNA, 1953 nt
Organism: Bradysia coprophila
Lineage: Eukaryota; Metazoa; Arthropoda; Insecta; Diptera; Sciaridae
Product: alanine--glyoxylate aminotransferase 2-like
Cellular component (GO): mitochondrion
Molecular function (GO): transaminase activity; pyridoxal phosphate binding
Source: RefSeq, a predicted model, not a curated record